AUGGCGCUCUUCGUCCCGGCUCGGCGCCGUUCAGCACUCGCGGCCUCUCUGGCGAUGGCGGCAGUUUUCGGCCUUUACGCGCAGGUGAGCUCCGCUUCAGAUUUCGUGACCGGCUUUCCGGCCGUGCGAGCACGAAAGCCAACGGUGAGCAUGCAAUCCAAGGUGGACGACAUUGUAGAAGAGCUCAAGGGCUUGACGCUACUUGAGGCCUCAGAGUUGGUGAAAGCCAUCGAGGAGACUUUCGGCGUGGACGCUUCUGCUUCGGCAGGGGCAGUUGUCAUGGCGGCCCCCGGCGCAGGUGGCGGAGAAGCUGCUGAGGCAGUGGAAGAAAAAACAGAGUUUGAUGUGGUCCUGAAGGAGGUGCCCAAG
This is a messenger RNA of Symbiodinium necroappetens, 369 nucleotides long. The record is from the annotation of a GenBank genome assembly. NCBI's taxonomy places the organism in Eukaryota, Dinophyceae, Suessiales, Symbiodiniaceae.